AUGCUGCCGGCAAUGCGUGAGAAACGUGGCUUGGCAAAAGCUGCGCUUUCGGAUUGGAGCAGGGACUCCACCAUUGAACCUAAUUUGCAAGACUUUGAUGGAGACCGCAACGAGACUCAAGCUACUGACUUUCACCUGUCUCAGAAUCGCAAUUUGUGCGUCUGGGUUCGGUAUCACCUAUGUGGCAAUGGUGGCCAUGCGAAUCUUGACACAUGCGGAUCAAAGGGGGUUGAGCAAGUGCCAGUCCUUAUGAUCCCUUGUUAG
This is a messenger RNA of Hydatigera taeniaeformis, 264 nucleotides long. NCBI's taxonomy places the organism in Eukaryota, Metazoa, Platyhelminthes, Cestoda, Cyclophyllidea, Taeniidae. The record is from the annotation of a GenBank genome assembly.